Messenger RNA from Silurus meridionalis, 2071 nucleotides. It is a transcript of the gene rhcga, whose product is annotated as Rh family, C glycoprotein a. The record is from RefSeq and is a predicted model, not a curated record. The coding region runs from base 65 to 1528 and encodes 487 amino acids. NCBI's taxonomy places the organism in Eukaryota, Metazoa, Chordata, Actinopteri, Siluriformes, Siluridae. Gene Ontology annotation, cellular component: plasma membrane. Gene Ontology annotation, biological process: ammonium transmembrane transport; ammonium homeostasis. Gene Ontology annotation, molecular function: ammonium channel activity. The transcript is spliced from 11 exons.
GUCUCUUUACACAAACCCCUGCUUGAAAGGUAUUCUCGCUUUAGAAAUUAAUUUCUCAGACACAAUGGGAAACAGUUGCCAAAGCUUCUGGAAUGCUCCUAAAAACACAGAUGUCCGGAUCAGCCUGCCUGCUGUUUGCUUCGUUUGGCAAACUGCUAUGAUCAUCCUGUUUGGGGUCUUUGUGCGUUAUAAUGAUGAGUCUGAUGCUCACUGGCCCAAAUUUAAGAAGGAGCAUAAUAUUACAAGUGAUAUUGAAAACGAUUUCUACUACAGAUAUCCAAGUUUUCAAGAUGUGCAUGUUAUGAUCUUUGUGGGGUUUGGUUUCCUCAUGACUUUUUUGAAGCGCUACAGCUUUGGUGGAGUGGGCUUCACCUUCCUUAUUGCUGCUUUUGGGUUGCAGUGGGCCCUGCUGAUGCAAGGCUGGUUCCAUUCACUGGACCCUGUAGAUGGCACGAUUAAGAUUGGAGUAGAAAACCUCAUCAAUGCUGACUUCUGUGUGGCGGGGUGCCUAAUUGCGUAUGGAGCUUGUCUGGGAAAAGUCAGUCCUGUACAGCUGAUGGUGUUAACUCUCUUUGGCAUCACUUUAUAUGCAGUGGAAGAGUACAUCAUCCUCAAUCUUUUGCAUGCCAGAGAUGCUGGUGGCUCUAUGGUCAUCCACACAUUUGGAGCAUAUUAUGGUCUGACAAUAUCAUGGAUACUCUAUCGGCCUAAUUUAAACCAGAGCAAACGUCUCAAUGGAUCUACAUACCACUCUGAUGUCUUUGCAAUGAUUGGCACUCUUUUCCUCUGGAUGUAUUGGCCCAGUUUCAACUCUGCCAUUGCAAAUCAUGGAGAUGGGCAGCACCGAGCAGCCAUCAACACGUACCUGGCUCUAGCAGCAAGCGUCCUCACUACCUUUGCCAUAUCCAGCCUUUCUGCCAAGAAGGGCAAAUUAGACAUGGUUCAUAUCCAGAAUGCCACCCUGGCUGGAGGUGUUGCGAUGGGAACAGCAGCCGAAUUCAUGAUCACACCAUAUGGUUCACUUAUUGUUGGCUUCCUCUGUGGGAUCAUCUCUACUUUUGGCUACCUAGUGAUAAGUCCAUUCCUUGAGAAACGCUUGAAGAUCCAGGACACUUGUGGAAUCCACAAUUUACAUGCUAUGCCAGGGUUCCUUGGAGGAGUUGUAGGUGCAAUUACAGCUGCCACUGCAAGUGAAACUGUCUAUUCACAUGAAGGAUUGGUCAACACAUUCGAUUUUCAUGGUGACUUAGCAAAAAGGUCUCCUCAGACACAGGGAGGGUAUCAGGCUGCUGGUCUUUGUGUGGCCCUUGCCUUUGGACUAGUAGGUGGAGCAAUAGUGGGUUUUAUUCUGAAACUGCCUUUAUGGGGAGACCCAGCUGAUGAUAACUGCUUUGAUGAUGAAGUGUACUGGGAGGUACCUGAAGAUGAAGAAAGUAUUCCUCCAAUCCUGGAAUACAACAACCACUUUGCUAACAAGCAACCUGACACAUGUAUGUCUGAGUCAAACUUCUCCAUAGAGCAGAGCUAAACAGAAUUGGAAAAUGACAUAGAGAUGGUGUGGACAAUCAGCCCUGAAUGAAACCUCUUGGCAACCAGGAAAUCAAAGAUAUAAUAGCAUUUUGUUAGAUUUAAUAGACUAAUUGAAAUUAAACCAGUUUUAUCUAUAAACCUUUUAAAAUUACCGGGUGUCAUACCUGUACUAAUAAUUAGUUUAGUAACAUUUUUUGUGUAUGUAUGUGUGUAUGUAUGUAUGUAUGUAUGUAGAGUGUGUGUGUAUUUGUUCACACAAAUUAAAUACUAUUAUUGUUAAAAAAAUUUAAUUGCUGAUCAUUGAUAUGCAGGUUUUUCAUAAAGCAUGUAGCACAUUGUUUUAUAUGUACAAAAGCUAGAGUUAUCUUUUUCUGCUCUCCAGAAUUUAAUGGUUGAGGCUCGAUUACUUCCAUUUUGUGUAAUAUUUAUUUAGAUUUUGCAUCUAAUUGUAUUGUCAGUUUUGUGAAUUGACUGAUUUUAUUCAAUGCAUCAUGCAUUCAUUGUUAUUAUCUGCUGCCAUUAAAGUAAACAUUUUGAUGAA